AUGAGAGUCCUUUUAGAGGAGCUGGCUUUGGACCCUCCUCCACCUCGUCAGUGGAUAGCAAGCGAGGCCUGGGCAACUGAUCCAAACCUGAUGAGGUUCAGCUUCUGUGCAGGGGCAAUCGGAGUAGCCAUUCAGCAAUCCGUCAUUCCAGGAUUGAGAGAUUUCCUUCUGGAUCUCUCUCCCUCUAAAGUGGCUGCUUCUUCAGUGCUGACUGAGUUCUGGGAGGAUGCAUUCAAUGGGGUACCGCGCAGAGACUGUGAUGGGACUGAAGAUAUUAAAAAGCUCAAAAGCCCAUGCACUGAAACAUCUCAGUUAAGAGUUAGUAAUAUGAUGUACAAGGCUGUGUAUGCGGUGGCGCAUGCCAUUCAUAAUGCAGUGUGUCAAGAAAUAAACGGAACCAUUCAAUGUGACAAACAGGUUAAACUGGAGCCCAGACAGGUUUUUAAAGAAUUAAAGGACGUAAACUUUUCCAAGAAUGGCUACCACGUGUCAUUUGAUGCUAAUGGGGAUCCUGUAGCUUUCUAUGAGCUGGUCAACUGGCAGAGAGGUUAUAGUGGAAUUAUUGAACUGGUAACAGUGGGGUACUAUGAUGCAUCACUUCCCACGGGCCAGGAGUUUCAUAUCAACAGAAACUUAACCUGGAUGGAAGGUGGCACACAAGUACCAGUGUCAGUGUGCUCCGAGAGUUGUCUCCCUGGAACUCGUAAAGUGCUGCAAAAAGGAAAGCCCAGCUGCUGCUAUGAUUGCAUACCGUGUCCUGAAGGGGAGAUCAGUAAUAUGACGGAUUCUCCUGAUUGCUUCCCAUGUGGCAAAAGGUUUUGGCCAAAUCCAAAGAAAGAUGCUUGUCUUCCCAAACCUGUGGAGUUUCUCUCCUUUGAGGAAAUUCUGUCAAUCAUCCUGGCAGCAUUGUCUGUUAGUGGGGCCUGUCUGGGUAUCAUAGUAGCAGUGGUUUUCUUCUAUCACAAGACAACUCCAAUUGUCAGAGCCAACAACUCUGAGCUGAGUUUCCUGUUAGUAUUCUCUUUAAUCCUUUGUUUCUUAUGUUCAUUAUCUUUCAUUGGAGCACCUUCUGAGUGGUCCUGCAUGCUGCGACACACAUCAUUUGGCAUCACCUUUGUUCUAUGCAUCUCCUGUGUUCUUGGGAAAACUAUAGUGGUUUUAAUGGCCUUUAAAGCUACACUUCCAGGUAGUAAUGCCAUGAAAUGGUUUGGGCCUCCACAACAAAGAAUGACUGUAUUGACAUUUACAUUUAUUCAAGUCAUUAUAUGCACUGUGUGGUUAGUUUUGAGUCCUCCCUUCCCAAUGGAAAAUAUAACCACAUACAAGGAGAAGAUCAUCCUAGAAUGUGCAUUAGGCUCUGCUGUUGGCUUCUGGUCUGUGCUCGGCUACAUUGGCUUGCUUGCUGUACUUUGCUCUGUAUUAGCUGUUUUAGCUCGGAAACUACCUGAUAAUUUUAAUGAAGCUAAGAUGAUAACAUUUAGUAUGUUGAUAUUCUGUGCUGUCUGGAUCACCUUCAUCCCAGCAUAUGUCAGCUCUCCAGGAAAAUUUACUGUGGCUGUGGAGAUAUUUGCCAUUCUGGCCUCUAGUUUUGGACUGAUACUGUGUAUAUUUGCUCCAAAGUGUUUCAUCCUUUUGUUUCAGCCAGAGAAGAACACCAAGAAAUAUUUAAUAAACAAAAACUAA
This is a messenger RNA of Fundulus heteroclitus (mummichog), 1683 nucleotides long. RefSeq names its product extracellular calcium-sensing receptor-like. Gene Ontology annotation, biological process: G protein-coupled receptor signaling pathway. Gene Ontology annotation, cellular component: membrane. NCBI's taxonomy places the organism in Eukaryota, Metazoa, Chordata, Actinopteri, Cyprinodontiformes, Fundulidae. Gene Ontology annotation, molecular function: G protein-coupled receptor activity. The transcript is spliced from 5 exons. The record is from RefSeq and is a predicted model, not a curated record. The coding region runs from base 1 to 1683 and encodes 560 amino acids.